Molecule: messenger RNA, 807 nt
Organism: Calypte anna (Anna's hummingbird)
Lineage: Eukaryota; Metazoa; Chordata; Aves; Apodiformes; Trochilidae
Gene: MED30
Product: mediator complex subunit 30
Exons: 5
Coding region: 121-660 (179 amino acids)
Biological process (GO): positive regulation of DNA-templated transcription
Cellular component (GO): mediator complex
Molecular function (GO): transcription coregulator activity
Source: RefSeq, a predicted model, not a curated record
GACGGUUGCCGUGACGCCACUUCCGCCUUGGGUCGCUCGCGCCUCCGAGUGCUUCCGGCUGCGCGUUUCCAGGGCAACGCGGCGCCCCGCUCCCCUCUGGACUCCGGUUAAUGUCAAGAGAUGUCAACCCCCCCUCUGGCAGGGGCAGGCAUGCCGCCCGGGGCCUUCUCAGGGACCCAGGCUCAGGCAGCUAGGGAGGUAAAUACAGCUUCUCUCUGUCGAAUUGGCCAAGAGACUGUGCAGGACAUUGUGUUCCGAACUAUGGAAAUCUUCCAGUUACUGAGGAACAUGCAGUUACCCAAUGGUGUUACUUACCAUACUGGAACAUACCAAGACAGACUGGGAAAGCUGCAGGAACAUCUCCGUCAGCUGUCAGUACUCUUCAGAAAGCUGAGACUCGUCUAUGACAAAUGCAAUGAAAACUGUGCUGGGCUUGAUCCUGUUCCCAUAGAACAACUUAUUCCCUAUGUUGAAGAAGAUGGCUCCAAGCACGAUGAUCGUGGUGCUGCAAGUCAGCUUCGUUUUGCUAGUGAAGAGAGAAGGGAAAUCAUGGAAGUGAACAAGAAACUGAAACAGAAGAAUCAGCAGCUGAAGCAGAUCAUGGAUCAGCUACGGAAUCUCAUUUGGGACAUAAAUGCCAUGUUGGCAAUGCGGAACUGAACAAGGAAAAUCAAACUUUGUAAUUGGAAAAGAUGAUUUUUUUUGGCUAAAUUUCAUUUCUUUCUAACAAGCAACAUGUUUUAUCACAGUCAUGUUGUAGAAAUGUUUGAAAUAUCUUCAAGAUUAAAAUGUUGUGGUUUUUUGUAA